AUGAUCCCCUCGCGCCCCAUCUCAACCGGCAAAAAAACGAGCAAAGGUGAGCGCCUGGACGUUCCGAUGGCGGGAAAGACGGUCUUCAAGAUCUCAGGGGGAGCUGCAUUGCAGAUCAUCCCGACAUUGGAUGACGCAAGUCUCAGUUCCAACCGCGAGCCGAUCCGGGCCGCCAUAGCCAGAUCUCGGUUUUCCCGUCGCCAACUGAAGACUGCUUCUCUGCUUUACCCUGCAUCCUCGACUCCCAUGCCAAAAGCUGCGAUCCCUCGGUCUCUUACCAAGGCCAUGUUCGGGUCGUCCGAGUCUGAGACUGAGCCGCCAUCUCGGGAUGAGGGUGACCAUCCUGCUGCUCGCAUUUUUCAUACGCCAGAAAACGAGUACUCGCUUCCUCAAGACGCCAUGAUUCCGAGUUCAGCUUAA
This is a messenger RNA of Peronospora matthiolae, 420 nucleotides long. Lineage: Eukaryota; Oomycota; Peronosporomycetes; Peronosporales; Peronosporaceae. The record is from the annotation of a GenBank genome assembly.